Chenopodium quinoa (quinoa) is the source of this 2447-nucleotide messenger RNA. RefSeq lists its product as uncharacterized. The record is from RefSeq and is a predicted model, not a curated record. The transcript is spliced from 3 exons. Gene Ontology annotation, cellular component: ubiquitin ligase complex; cytoplasm. Gene Ontology annotation, biological process: protein polyubiquitination; positive regulation of proteasomal ubiquitin-dependent protein catabolic process; ubiquitin-dependent protein catabolic process. Lineage: Eukaryota; Viridiplantae; Streptophyta; Magnoliopsida; Caryophyllales; Amaranthaceae. Gene Ontology annotation, molecular function: zinc ion binding; RNA-DNA hybrid ribonuclease activity; ubiquitin conjugating enzyme binding. The coding region runs from base 618 to 2222 and encodes 534 amino acids.
AAUUUAUCUCUUUGCUUUUAGAGAUUAGGAUAAUUAGAUUCCUCAUUACGUCAAUUCCUGUCAAAUUUGGUAUGGAAGCUUCAUGUCUUGGCAUCUAGCCUAACUUAAUCGGUUAAUCCUCUCCAUUCUAUGAUUUCUAUCUCUUUCUCUUUCCUUUGAAAAUUCCUUUCACUUUACUGGUCAAUGCCAGAGAAUUAGAUUCUUCACUGUUUUUCACAUUUUUUUCUUUUCAAUUCCCAGAUUAAUGGCUGAUUAAUUAUCACAAUUUUAUGCAGGAUCUUCCAUCUCUUCUGAAGCCAGAUCUUUGUGUUUGAUGCUUUCAUAAUCCACUACUUCUGUGGAUUAUGACAUCAACUUUCACAUCAAAUUUCAGUUUUUUUUUUUUUUUUUUUUGAAUCUGUCUGGGUUGAUUUUAUUUUGGAAAUUGGCUCCAUAAUUUGAAGAAACCCCUUCUAAUUUUUCUGGGUCUAAUAAAUUUGUGAAAAUGAUACAGUAAUUUUGCACAGAUUUGUAAAACCCCCUUCUAUUUUUUUUUUUUUUUUUUUUUCUGAAAUGGCAACCUAAUUCUUCCAAAAUUUACAACCCUUUUAAUUUUUCUGGAUUUUUCUUUCAGAACAAUGGAAGAUCAGGAGUUUUCUGAUGAACAUUUGAAUUUAGUUACAGUAGAGGGGGAAGAAGAAGAGGAAUUUCGAAGUUGUUGCGGGGAAGAUAGUGAAGAUGAAUGUUUGAGUGAAGAAAGUAGUGAAGAUGAAUGUUUGAGUGAAGAAGAUAGGAAAAAUAAAUGUUUAAAGGAGGAAGAAGAUAGUGAAGAUGAAUGUGAUGAUUUAACAGUAAAGAUGUGUUUUAAGGGUAUUUCAAUUGAUGGGUUUGGUGAUUCUUGUAGUUCUGGAUUUACUGGAAUUGGUGUUGUUAUUCAAGGUUCAAAAGGAUUUUCUGAUAUAAUUGUUCAGAAAAGGCUUGAAUUUUAUGUUGAUGGUUUAGUUGCUGAUUAUUUGGCUUUGAUGGAUGGUUUGCUAGAGGUUUUUAAGAGUAGUAUUAAUAAUAUUAGACGUGUUUUCGCUACGACUGAUUCUAAGACUCUCUAUGGACAGAUCAUGCUUAAGGAGAGCCUUGAUAUUCCUCUCAUAGUAGCAUUCAGGGAGAGGGUACUUGAACUUGUGGGCCAGUUAGAUGCUUUUAGUUUGAAACAUGUCCCAAGUGUUGAAGUGGAGAGGCCUUUGCAACUGGCUCAGGUGGCAAUUGGUUUGUUCACCUUGCAUGAGGUUAGUCAUGGUUCACUUCAAAAUUGUUCGGUAUGUUGCGAUGAUAAGCCAUCUUCAAUGAUGCUCACUUUAAGAUGCUCACACAAAUUUUGUUCCCAAUGCCUGAAGACCCAUGCUAAUGAAAAAGUAGAGGCUGGUCAAGUCCCCAUUGGAUGCCCUGAGAUAAGAUGCAACUAUUUACUCUCGAAAUCCGAAUGCAAGUUAUUUCUUCCAGUUAUUUUCUUUGAUGUUUUAGACAAAGCAAUAGAAGAAUUUAAUGUGCUUAGUUCAGAUAAAAUUUACUGUCCCUAUCAAAAUUGUUUGGCUCUGCUUGAUCCUAGUGAGGCAAGCUCCUCAGAUGAAUCCAAUGGGUGUUGCAUUGAUUGUCCAGUUUGUCAGAGAUCUAUCUGUGUGAAUUGUGGGGUUCCCUCGCAUAAUUCAUUAACUUGUGGGGAGUAUCAAGAUCUUCCACUGGACGAGAGAGGUUCGUCGGAUCUUUCUUUGCACUGUUUGGCACAGGAUAGGGGAUGGAGGCAUUGCCAACAGUGCAGGAGGAUGAUCGAUCUGGCACAAGGUUGUUACCACAUGACCUGUUGGUGUGGCCAUGAGUUUUGUUAUUCCUGUGGUGCUGAAUAUAGGGAAGGGCAACAAACAUGUCAAUGUGCUUUCUGGGAUGAAGGUCGUUCCGAGGAUUCUAUUAGGCCUACCACCCCUGACACUGACCAUUGGGCAUGGACUUCAUUUGAUACAUUUCCCAUGAUCCUAGAUGCUUACUCUGAUCAAGAGCGUUCGCAACUGGCUAUCAUUCAGAGAUUCCUUGCUGGUGGCUUCAGCUUGAGUGAUCAUCGCUCUUGUCAGUUGCCACCUCCACCCUGUACAGAUUCCUACAUUGAUGCCAUGAAAGAUCUCCAUCAGCUUCCUUGGCUGGAGAGGUUUGUUUCUGUAAUAAGUGAUAAUUAUUAUGAUGACUACAUUCGCUAACACCGCUAUUAAGAUCAAUUGAGAUUGUAAUUCCCAAAUUCGCCAUUGUGGGGAAGCAUUGGAGUUUUUUACUCUUUCGAAUUGUUUGAACUGCAGUGUUCAUAAGUGUACACUUUGAAUGUAGUUUUCAUUGAUCAUACAUGUGAUUGUGCCUCAUCACCUGUCCACGUCUGCUUUUGUACUCCUUUGAAAAUUUGCUACUUCAUAUAAAUUAUUUUCUUAUGA